CCCACCUCACCGUCCAUCAGUCGAUGUCUCGAAGCUGGGGCGUCGCGAAAUGGAUGACAUCUGCGGCCGCUAGCGGCCCUGGCAAAGGAAUGUCACUCCCCGAAUAUGAUUCGCCAAAGCUACCCCUGCAAGGAGAUUUUCGCCUACCUCGUUCAAUCCGCCUUUUUGUCUUCCCCCAUCUGAUUGAACCACAUAUAAAGUCGGGUUUCCAGUAAGUACAGUCUCUUUUACUCACCACUUGUCAACAUCCAUUCACUCCAAGUCCUUCUCACGAAGUUCAAUAAACUGCAAGUCGAUGUUGAUUUGUUCGACUUAUUACUUGAAUCAAGAACAUCCAUCCUCUUUCUGAAUUUGGCCUUAGACCUGGAAAGUGGAAAGUUCAACGAAGAUGUCAAAACCCUUCUCUCCAGAGGAGAUAUCUCCUCCUCUCAAAUCUGAAAUCCAGCCCUCUCCCUUCUCCCCAGACAUCGAGAAACAAUCUCCCCAUGAACCAUCCACCACCGAAAAAGAAUCCAUCUUCAAGAGUCUAGGCUGGCUCGAUCGAUUUCUCGCCCUGUGGAUCUUCCUCGCUAUGGCGGUGGGUAUUAUUCUAGGGAACUUUGUACCGAAUACCGGGCCUGCGUUGCAGAAAGGGAAGUUUGUGGGGGUUAGUGUGCCGAUUGGUAUGUUGUUCCUCUUUUCUUCCGAGAGGCGAGAUGAAUUGUUGAUGUUUUGAAAUGGUAGCGGUCGGCUUGCUCGUAAUGAUGUAUCCGAUACUGUGCAAAGUUCGGUAUGAGACGUUGCAUAAUGUGUUGGGGA
Molecule: messenger RNA, 798 nt
Organism: Hyaloscypha bicolor E
Lineage: Eukaryota; Fungi; Ascomycota; Leotiomycetes; Helotiales; Hyaloscyphaceae
Exons: 1
Coding region: 389-715 (108 amino acids)
Biological process (GO): antimonite transmembrane transport; arsenite transport
Cellular component (GO): plasma membrane
Molecular function (GO): antimonite transmembrane transporter activity; arsenite transmembrane transporter activity; antiporter activity
Source: RefSeq, a predicted model, not a curated record